Pestalotiopsis fici W106-1 is the source of this 1212-nucleotide messenger RNA. RefSeq lists its product as uncharacterized. Gene Ontology annotation, biological process: proteolysis. Gene Ontology annotation, molecular function: metallopeptidase activity. Bases 1 to 1212 code for a protein of 403 amino acids. The record is from RefSeq and is a predicted model, not a curated record. NCBI's taxonomy places the organism in Eukaryota, Fungi, Ascomycota, Sordariomycetes, Amphisphaeriales, Sporocadaceae. The transcript has a single exon.
AUGUCUAGGCGGCAACAAUGUGAUCAUGCAGAGUUGCAAUACGAUACAUCACCACAUGCCGCCGGGGCGGGUUUCAAACGACCAAAUGCUGAUCGUCGGCUUGCCGCAACAACGAAAUCUGGUCGGAAUCCUUUGGCAGUUGGGGGCAUUGGCGAAAAGGCUCUGGGGGAACUAACAUCCAAAUCAGCAGCAGAUAUCGCAGCAUCCUUUCCAGGCCCUCUGGUCUUGCCGAAUGAUCAUUUGGAUAUAGAUCCGAAAGAUCCACCCCAAAGUUUCCGGUCAUGGCUCUUGGAGAGCGAGCGGAACAAGCCAACAAAGGAACGACGGACGCUCUAUGUGGCAUCCACACCCGAGAUCACCGCACCGAUGAGGCAUAUGAAAACUUGGUCUAAACCCAAGCUGCCGAAAGGCAAGAAGGCCAAGACCAUCGCUGAGCCAUUUGACAAGAUACAACCACUGCUCAGCAAGGAUGUCAUAGAGUAUCUGGCAGCAUUUUAUCCUGGCUUGACUGUCAAAAGCUUCCCAGAACGCCUCCGGUUCGUGCCGUGGUUGGAAAAGCAAGCAAGCAAUGAAAAAUAUGUUGGCAUCGCGCUUUCCAACAAUUGCACUCGUAUCCGGGCUCGUCCUUCUCCUGAUGGUAUCUUUGCCGGACAAUUGAACCUAGAGGAUAUUCUUGACGCAGCCAUCGCAAUGCUCCCCAGAGACGCAUAUGCUCUAGUCCUCCUGACCGAUCAUGAUCUUUAUGAGGACGAAGAAGACGACUUCUGUUGCGGGAGAGCCUAUGGCGGCAGUCGUGUUUGUGUUGUGUCAUCAGCAAGGUACCAACCUGUGCUUGAUGAGGAUGCGGACAUUGAUCCCGAACACAUGUGGCCGAAUUCUCAUUGCACCACUUAUAUUGAACAACUUUGCGAACGAGGAGACGCGAUGACCAUGUGCACGGAGGUAUCCAAUUCAAGAAUACCAACUACCUCGCCAAUGCGUGCCGCUAUUCAUGCUGCCACAGGUGUCGGGCCCAUUGUCGGUCAUCUGCAUGGUCUAUGGUUCUCGCGCCUGGCACGUACUGUAGCCCACGAGCUCGGACACUGUCUGGGGAUGGGUCAUUGCAACUACUACGCUUGCAUGAUGCAAAGCACGGCUAGCAUGGCCGAAGAUGUGCGACAACCGCCCUAUCUGUGCCCCGUUUGCCUAAGCAAGAUCACACACGCAAUGUAA